AUGAAUACCAAACAAAGGGCACAUGUUUAUGACCUCACAAAAAAUCAGAUGAAUCCUUGGAAGCUUGAUCCCAGCCAGUUCCAUGAUCUCAUUAAGUAUCUCCUCAAUAUUGGCAUCCUCAUGUCUACCAACGAAAUGGAAGAUAUUGGCAAUCUCUUGGAGCUUGGACUCCAAAAUAUCUCUCCUGCCACAAUCAUUGAUAGGCUGGUGCAAAACAAGGAUGGUCCACAGGAGUCCAGUUUUCAAGUGGCACUUUAUUCUGCUCUCAACAGCAUACUACCUGACACAAUGGUGUGCUUAUUUGAGACCUGA
This is a messenger RNA of Paraglomus brasilianum, 312 nucleotides long. The record is from the annotation of a GenBank genome assembly. Lineage: Eukaryota; Fungi; Glomeromycota; Glomeromycetes; Paraglomerales; Paraglomeraceae.